This is a messenger RNA of Delphinapterus leucas (beluga whale), 5835 nucleotides long. Lineage: Eukaryota; Metazoa; Chordata; Mammalia; Artiodactyla; Monodontidae. The record is from RefSeq and is a predicted model, not a curated record.
AUUCCAAUAAUGAGAGACCCUGGAUGGAUUCGAAAUGUAUGGUCUUCAAACAUUAAUGCUCAAACCAUGAAUUACGUCGGGCAGCUGGCAGGCCAGGUGUUUGUCACCGUGAAGGAGCUCUACAAGGGGCUGAACCCUGCCACCCUGUCCGGAUGCAUUGACAUCAUUGUGGUCCGCCAGCCCAAUGGGAGCCUGCAGUGCUCCCCCUUCCACGUCCGCUUUGGGAAGAUGGGGGUCCUGCGUUCCCGAGAGAAGGUGGUUGACAUAGAAAUCAAUGGGGAAGCAGUGGAUUUGCACAUGAAAUUGGGAGAUAAUGGAGAAGCAUUUUUUGUUCAAGAGACUGAUAACGAUCAGGAGGUGAUCCCCGUGCACCUGGCCACCUCCCCGAUCCUGUCGGAAGGAGCCUCGAGGAUGGAGUCCCAGCUGAAGAGGAGCUCCGUAGAUUGGAUGAGAAGCCUGGACCCCAACACGUCAGCGCAGGUCUUACCUCCCAGCGAGACCCCUUCAAGUGGCUCUUUAGUGAAGAAGCGAAGGAAGAGGAGGAGGAAGUUGCAGCUGGACAGCCUGAAGCGGGACGACAACACGAACACGUCCGAGGAUGAAGACAUGUUCCCCAUAGAGAUGAGCUCGGACGAGCUGCAGGACAGCAGUAGAACUCUUUGUAAUGAUAUACCUCCAUUCCAAGGAGAUAUCCCUAAGGAAAACCUUUCCCCAGUCAUGACUUACCCUCAGUCAGCAUCUUACCCGAAUUCCGACAGAGAGUGGUCACCUAGCACCAGUAGCCUGACAGAUUGCAGGGGGAGCCCCCCUCGUCUGGCCGUUGCGGCCGAGGGCGGUCUUUCUAGUUCUUGCCCUCCACAGUCUUCCCACUUCCACGCUUCGGAAAGUCCUUCAGUUUCCCGACCUUCAACACCUAAAAGUGAUUCGGAAUUGGUCAGCAAGUCUGUGGACAGGACAAUGCAAAAGGAUAAUCUAGAAAUGCUCUGGCUUUGGGGAGAAUUGCCCCAAGCCGCAAAGUCAUCUGCACACAAGAUGAAAGAGUCCAGCCUGCUGAACAGUAGAAAAGUCUGUGAUGAGAUGCACUUUCAAGCCAUCCACAGUGAAUCUUCAGACGCGUUUAGUGACCAGUCACCGACACUGGCUGGGGCGUCUCCCGUGCAGCCGCUGUUGGAGCAGAACAAGCUGCAGACGGAGAUUCAGUUCGCAAACGAAGAAGAUGUUGAGGCCUUAGGAGCCGCAGCGCCCCCGUUGCCUACGAUCGAAGAGUCCAAAGCCCUCUCCGCCAGCGCUGCCCCGGCAGCCAGCAAGACGGAUUCGCCUUCUAGGAAAAAGGACAAACGGAGCAGACACCUUGGUGCCGACGGCGUCUACUUGGAUGACCUCACAGACAUGGAUCCUGAAGUCGCUGCCCUGUAUUUUCCCAAAAACGGAGACCCUUCUGGGCUCACAAAACACGCCAGCGACAACGGAGCCCGCUCAGCCAACCAAUCCCCGCAGUCCGUGGGCAGCUCUGGCGCUGACAGUGGCAUGGAGAGCACUUCGGACAGCCUGAGGGACCUGCCGUCCAUCGCCAUCUCCCUGUGCGGCGGCCUCAGCGACAACAGGGAGAUCACCAAAGAUGCGUUUUUGGAACAAGCCGUGUCAUAUCAGCAGUUUGUGGACAACCCUGCCCUCAUUGACGACCCCAAUCUUGUGGUGAAGAUCGGGAAUAAGUACUAUAACUGGACGACGGCGGCACCUCUGCUCCUGGCGAUGCAGGCCUUCCAGAAACCUUUGCCAAAGGCCACGGUGGAAUCUAUCAUGAGGGAUAAGAUGCCCAGAAAGGGAGGAAGAUGGUGGUUUUCAUGGAGGGGAAGAAACAGCACAAUCAAAGAGGAAAGUAAGCCAGAGCAGUGCCUAGCAGGAAAGAGCCACAGCACUGGGGAGCAGCCGUCACAGCUGGGCCUGGCCACCAGAAUAAAGCAUGAGUCAUCCUCCAGCGAGGAGGAACACGCGUCCGCCAGGCUGCCCAGCACGAGCCGCCCCCCCCUGCUGUCCAGCGUUGGCUACAAGAAGACCCUGCGCCUCACGUCAGAGCAGCUGAAAAGCCUGAAGUUGAAGAACGGACCCAACGACGUGGUCUUCAGCGUCACCACGCAGUACCAGGGCACGUGCCGCUGUGAAGGCACCAUCUACUUGUGGAACUGGGACGAUAAGGUUAUCAUCUCUGACAUCGAUGGAACCAUCACUAGAUCAGAUACUCUUGGCCACAUUUUGCCCACCCUUGGGAAGGAUUGGACCCACCAGGGCAUCGCCAAGUUGUACCAUAAAGUGAGCCAGGUUCAGAGCCCUUGGGGUCCCCAUCCCUGCACCACCACCAGCAGGAGCUUGGUCCCACUGUCUCCAUCUCUCUGUGGACUAGAGUCUCCCACGUAAGUGAAACCUCUCUGUCCUCCACUUAGUUACAGCCGGGAGGUGCAGACAUGGUCUCUGGCCUGCUGGACCUCACGCUUCGGGUUGGUGGGGCACGAAGUGCCUGGGAGGACCUUUCCUCCUGGUGGAUUCAAAGCUUCUCACUUCUUAGAUGCCCAGCUCAUUGAUUUGACUUUCCUUUUCUGGAUGUCUUCCUUAAGAAAUGUUAAAAGUAAUACAUGCUUCUUUGAAAAAAAUAAAUAAGAAAAACAAGAGAAAUAUAAAAGUACAAAGGUCACAUCUUUCUCCUGCCUUACCGAUAAGCUGUAAGUUAUCGGCUACGAGUAUUAUGCGUUCUCUACCAGUGGAACCACUGUGACCGGUUUGGUUCCGUGUAUACUGAAAAUUCAUUUACAUGCUCCCCCGCCCCACGUGCACAUUAUUUAAUGAAGAUCCUUCUGUUUCAUUAUGUGUGAGGUUUACCUCGUUCUUCUUAACUGCAGUACAAAAUUCCAUGCCGUGGGUAAACCACCCUGCAUUUAACUAGUCCUCUGUUGGUGAGCACGAUAGGGCGUUUCCAGUUUUUCACUCUUUCCAAUAGUGAUGCAAUCAGCAUUUACAGAAAGUCCUUAUUAUGUACAACAAGCGUACAGAUAAGUAGAGAAGGUACGACGCUUACACAAGGGCCGCUGUAAGGUGGAUUCUCAGAAGUAGAAUUGCCGGUGGAAGGCCGAGCACACGGAAAGGUUUGGUCGAUGUUCCCGGGCUGCCCCCUGAGAGGUUCUCCCGGCCUCCCUCCUGUAGGCGAUGCGUUCAGGGCCUUCCCCGCCACCUCCGCACGGCUGACUCUUUGCCUCGAAGGAUUAAUCCACUGAUGAGCUGCCUUGACUGGCCUCACACUGAAAACUGUCUCUAUUUUUCGUCGAAAGAAACCCCUGUGGGUCAGGAUACAGAGUAGUUCACAGCCUCAUUCAUUUUGGGUUUGGAACAUAAAGCUAUCCCUGUUCUUACUGUAAGGUUAAAAAAAGGCACUAUGUUUUGCCGGUUUUUUUUUUUUUUUUGGUUUUGAUUUGUGUCUCUCUUGGGUUCUCCUAGAAAAGGUAUCUUCUUGAAAAAUAAAGUUGCGUAGCUUACCAAAGAAUACCUGGUCGUUGUUUUGGUUCGAUUGAUUGAUUCAGAAUGAGUCCGGUCUGUGGGUGAGGACCUGAGAGCCACAGACUGCUUGUUGUGUUUUCAUUUUGGUUGACAGGAAGGAGCUUGACACUUAACUUGUUCACUGAGUUUGACGUGUGUCCUCAGUGGCACCCGGACGGUUAGACCAGUGAUGUCCUGGCCGUCCGCCAGCUCGGCCAUCGCCUUCAGGGGCUCUGUACGGGAGCAAGGGCAGCCUCCUUAGCGUGGCUCUCAAACCCUGCGGUUUCAGGUCAGCUUCCGCCAGUUCCUGAUCUGUUGCUGCUUCUCCGCAGACCUUCCUGCUCGAAUCCAGUCUGACUGUUCCCCACCCCGUAUCCGUCGUUUUCCCAUCUUCCCACCUUUGCUCACAUGGUGGCUUCUGCUUGGCGUGCCUUUACCUCUGAUUUUUGCCUCCCCCAGUUGUUCAGCCUGUAAUGCCCGGCUCAGACCCCAUGGUCCUCACCAAGCCCCUUCAGGUCAGAAUUGGUGCCCUGGGCAGCCCUACGUCCUCCUCCUCUAGGCUUCCUGAUACCCAAGGGCUCGGCCUGGCUUGGUGGCCUUGGUGCCAUCCCAGAGUUCUAGCCAGGCUGGACGUGGUGUCGGCUUUCGUAGCUGGUUAGAGCGAAUGCCCAUCCAGCCAGCGUCUCACAUGCUACCUCCUCCAAGUCUUCGGCAGCCCCAGCUGGGAGAAGGGCAGGGACGGACUGAGAACUGGUAAAGGCUGGGUGGCCGUUUCUGUUGGUGUCAUAUUUGUGAUCACCCAGAGACGUAUUUAGAGAAAUGUUUCACAUGACAGAGUACCAGGAGGAAGGGGCCGUUUAAUUGAGUUUUGGACUGAUCACUCUUCCCUGAUGCUUCUUUCCUUGCAUUUGGGUACCCCUCAAAUUUUAUGCCCUGCAGUAUUUUUCUAACGGAAAAACCAGUCUUGCAGAUGACCACUUGCCUGGAAACAACAGAAAAUGAGGACCAUUGUAUUUAUUUUUUGCCAAAUGUAAUUACUCGUUUGAAUAAGUCAGCCCAUGAGAAAUUACCUGUCAGGUUGAUCAUCACCUUGUUCAUAGAGAGGAUAUAAAGCUCGCUUGGUUAUUGAUUUUAAAAAGCAGACUUGGUUAUUGAUUAAAAGGAGCUAUAGCAGAUACAAAUAGAAGAGAUGUGAAACUCCCGCGUAUUCAAAUAUACGUGUCCAAUAAGUAGAAGGAAAAUAAAGCAGGACCGUUUCCUAAAAUAUGUAGAUCAUUGAGCCAGUGGGGAUUUGCGGGGGGCUAAGUAUGGACAAAAACUGCUCUAAUUUCCUACCUUCCUGGAUAAAUAUUUUUAUAUUCACGUAACCGGAAGUCGGUGGCCCCAUGAUUAGCGGGAGGAAUGCUUCCUGGGUUUCCAUGGAUAAAUUAGUUCAUCUGUGGCCUGCGGAAUGUAUCGUCUGAAGCCGAGAUGCUGAAGACGGGGACCGAUCAUUAGCAGACAUUAGCAUCUUUCUUCUUCUCCCGCCCACAGCGGUUCUUUCUUCCCCUCACCUCAGGUCUUUCUAAGUUAUCGCGUCAUCGCUGUCUGCCAGGAAGGGAGAGUGUGGUGUGGCGAAUGGGAGGGAGUCGGGGACCUGGGCUCUAGGGGCCAUAGCCGUCGGGCCACCACAGACCUUCCGACCAGUCCCCUGCUCGCGGCUUUGGCUUCCUCAUCCCCGAAGGGCGGAGUUGGAUCCCACCAUCCCUUCGGUCGGUCCCUGCUAGGCUGGCAGCACUGCGCCGCUAGGUCGGGUGGUUCAAGUCAGUCCCGAGCCCGCGUGCGCUGUUCCAAGCCAAGGCUCUGUGAGAGCCCUGAGGAUGCGCUGAGCCCGACCACAAACCUUCUGUGCACCGGGCGCUGUUCUGGGUACGCUAGGGGGUGCUGCCAGCCCCUCCCGUCGGGCACCCUGUGACCCCCAAGAAGGACCCCUACAGCACGCCCCGUAACGAGGCACUGGGGCGGGGUGUAGUGAGAGAGGCAGAUUUUACAGAUGUCAGUGAAGGAGAAGUGAAUUCUGAUUGGAAGGGCGAGGAAUCAAAGAAGGCUUCAGCGAGAAGGUGGCACCUGAGCUGAGCCUUACUGGGUGAGCAGAGUUUUGAAAGAGAGGAAGGCUCAUCACGGGUGGAGGUAGCAGUGGGAAGAGGGGCUGAGAGAUGGGCAGGUUCGUGGGGGUGAGGAGCGCUCACAGAAAGGAGGUCCCGGUGCAGGGGGCCCGCGGUGCAGGGGACCCGCGGUGCAGGGGGUCGGCGGUGCAGGGGGCUGGCGGUG